Messenger RNA from Malaclemys terrapin pileata, 766 nucleotides. It is a transcript of the gene DTD2, whose product is annotated as D-aminoacyl-tRNA deacylase 2. The record is from RefSeq and is a predicted model, not a curated record. Lineage: Eukaryota; Metazoa; Chordata; Testudines; Emydidae. Bases 20 to 580 code for a protein of 186 amino acids. The transcript has 4 exons. Gene Ontology annotation, cellular component: cytoplasm. Gene Ontology annotation, biological process: tRNA metabolic process. Gene Ontology annotation, molecular function: D-tyrosyl-tRNA(Tyr) deacylase activity.
CCCACCCACGCUGCUGAGCAUGGCCGCCCCUAGCGCGCCGCCCCGCGCACGGGCUCUUCUGCAGCAGUGUUUGGCUUCCCGGCUGCAGGUGAAGCCCCCCGAGCCGGGCUCCGAGGCCGAGUGGGUGGAGGCAUUUCACUGGUAUUACAAGAUGAGGCGAAAGCUAGUCGCUCCACAGCAAAAAAUCCAAAGAGGACUGGUUAUCUACAUAUGCUUCUUCAAAGGAGCCAGUGAGGAACUCAUUCCAAAAAUGGUUAAUACGCUGUUGAAUGUUAAAUUAAGUGAAACUGAAAGUGGAAAGUAUGUUUCUCUUCUGGAUUUACCAGGAAACGUAUUAAUAAUACCCCAAGCUACGCUAGGUGGUAGACUGAAGGGAAGAAAUAUGCAGUACCAUUCCAACAUUGAAAAAGAAAAAGGGAUGGAGCUUUAUUCCCAUUUUGUAACAUUGUGUGAAAAAGAACUGGCUGCUAAUACGAAAUGUGCAGAAGCAGGUGUUGUUGUCAAGUAUGGCACAUAUGGAAACAGACAGGUGUUAAAACUGGAUACAAAUGGACCUUUCACUCAUAUGAUUGAAUUUUGAAAAAUCAAUUUUAUGUAUAGUAUUAUCCAGCAACUGUAGAAUUUCUCAUUUAUAAUGGACAAUGCGCUUAAAUUGAUUGGAAUGUGAAGAAACCGACAUGUUGUUUCAAUAAAUUUACACAAGUGUUGACCAGCCCAUGAAAUACAUUGAUUAUUAAAAAUGAGUCUGACAUUCUCAUGUAUCUUA